Molecule: messenger RNA, 454 nt
Organism: Colius striatus (speckled mousebird)
Lineage: Eukaryota; Metazoa; Chordata; Aves; Coliiformes; Coliidae
Gene: CIMIP1
Product: ciliary microtubule inner protein 1
Exons: 4
Coding region: 18-395 (125 amino acids)
Source: RefSeq, a predicted model, not a curated record
CGCAGCGCCGCACCGACAUGGCCGGGGCCUGCAACUUCGUAGCGCGGGACAAGUGCUGGAAAAAACGCAUUGAGAAUGAACUAGACGAUGCAAGAAAGUGGCCUCACAAAUGGGGAUUCUUGAAAACACCUCUUGAGGAGUUGAUUGAAAGUGACAAGAAAGAAGAUACAAGGCCCAAGAUACAGCUUCCAGAACAUCUGCAGAUUCGACCUGUGACACCUAUAGAAAAAUACAUUCAGGUAUUACCAUCUCCUCCAGUACCCAAGACUACGCAGGGAUUUAUUGGCUGGAGGUCAGCAGUUCCAGGGUUGGAACUUGAACGAGGUUUUCAAAUUCAAAGCAGCAAAGGUGCCUUUUUUAAAGACCUGAAGUGGCCACGUGAGCCCUCUAACUGACAUUAAGAAAUAACAGUUUAAGCACACUGAUCUAUUUGCAUCCCUAAGUUAAUAUUCUG